CAUAUAAACCCUUUAGGAGUCGAAUAAAAAUAAAUGUUCGGCAGCUCUGGCGCAUAACACUCGCAGCCAACUUCACGUUCAUCUAUCCAUUGUGAACUAGUCUUCUGGCAAGUAAUUAGUACGCAAAUCAACUAGAACAUCAUGGCCGACAAAGCUGCUGUUGAGAAACCCGCUGGACGCCCCAUGAGGUAUCCAUACACAUUCUCGGCCAAAAUUGCCCAGUUCCCGAUCAAACAUUACAUUAAGAAUCAGUGGAUCUGGCGCUAUUACUUUAUUGCGGCUGUCGCAUGCGUGCCUGUUUUCUACAAGAUCAGCAAAUUGGCAAACUCGCCCGGAAACAAAAAGGCCUGGGCCGAAUCCAAAGCCAAGGAGGCUGCAGAGCAUCACCACUAAGUUGAAAAGGAAGCGACGCUGCCAUUGGUUUAGUUUUAAAAAAUUACCUCUUUAUUUUUGAGCAGUUUAACAUGCAUUGGUGAAUAAAUGAGUUGGAAAAAUGAAAAAUA
Scaptodrosophila lebanonensis is the source of this 503-nucleotide messenger RNA. RefSeq lists its product as uncharacterized. The record is from RefSeq and is a predicted model, not a curated record. NCBI's taxonomy places the organism in Eukaryota, Metazoa, Arthropoda, Insecta, Diptera, Drosophilidae. The coding region runs from base 142 to 393 and encodes 83 amino acids. The transcript is spliced from 3 exons.